CCAAAUAUUGAAUAUAGAUUAGAAUUGUGUCAAUGGAUCUGAAGAUUUUAUUGAUAGUCGUCGGCUGGGAGUGGCGGUCAUAGUUUACCAUUUGGUUCCCAACUCCACGGCCUAUUUCGAUCCUUCCUCUCCGAGAAUCCUUCAGCCAUAUGUAAAUUGUUGGAUCUGGAUCCAGAGGAGAACGACUCAAAAAAUGCAGAGUAUUUAAUCACAGAGGCACUUGAAGCACAGAAUGAUGAAUUAAUUGUGGCCUACCGAAACAAUAUAAAGUAUAAGGCAAGGUUACAUCCCCAUAAGGGGACGAUGAGUCAUCCGCCACUUGAGCUGACAGGAUUUCGAUAUCAUGCGGUUAUCCCGGCGAGUAAGUCUGUGAGCGAUCUAAGAUUCCAACGCGACAUUGUUCCCAAUAACUUACAGUUAGAACCAUAUGAUAUCGAGGUUGAAAUUCAUGCCAGAAGUUUGAAUUUUCGGGAUAUCUUUGCGAUAAUUAAACCUACUUCAGAGUUUGAAAAAGUUAAUUCUAUCGGGGUUGACUUUUCUGGAGUUGUUGUUUGGGUUGGCAGUGACGUAACCAGCCGAAAGAUAGGGGAUGCAGUUUUUGGAUGCAAGUACCACGGACAACCACUUUCGUCGCAUGAAAUUUUGCAGGAAUUCUGCACUACCCCUCUACCAAAUAAUAUAACAUUUGAACAAGGAGCAUCAUUACCAGUCAUAUGGGUUACGGCGCAACAUUGUCUAGCUGUAGUUGGGAAAUUACAGUCAGGGCAAAGUAUACUGAUCCAUACGGCAUCAGGUGGUGUUGGUUUAAGCGCAAUUCAGGUGGCUCGGCGAAUUGGCGCAACCAUAUAUUGUACAGAUGGAACUGCAAAAAAACGCAGAUACCUUAAACACAUUGGGAUUGAACAUGUGUUCAACUCCAGGCAAGUGAAUAUUUGA
Messenger RNA from Folsomia candida, 936 nucleotides. RefSeq names its product highly reducing polyketide synthase-like. The coding region runs from base 304 to 936 and encodes 210 amino acids. Gene Ontology annotation, molecular function: oxidoreductase activity; zinc ion binding. The record is from RefSeq and is a predicted model, not a curated record. The transcript is spliced from 3 exons. NCBI's taxonomy places the organism in Eukaryota, Metazoa, Arthropoda, Collembola, Entomobryomorpha, Isotomidae.